This is a messenger RNA of Stegastes partitus (bicolor damselfish), 6681 nucleotides long. RefSeq names its product contactin associated protein 2b (gene cntnap2b). NCBI's taxonomy places the organism in Eukaryota, Metazoa, Chordata, Actinopteri, Pomacentridae. The coding region runs from base 315 to 3974 and encodes 1219 amino acids. The record is from RefSeq and is a predicted model, not a curated record. The transcript is spliced from 23 exons.
GGGUGUACUGCUCAGUCCGGUUCAGCGUUUGUGGCGCUCCGUCUGUCUGCUGGUGUCCCUGACCAUGCACCUGGAGCCCGAGGCCCGGACCGCAGCACGACCGUGUUCCGUUCGGAGACUACUAUCAGAGGGGAAACCGAGCCGGACCGUCGCCGGGCAGGCGGACAGGACCGGAGGGAGAGCCUGAAGGCCGCUGCUGCUCUUUGUUUUUCUAACAGACAGAACAGCAUCUCGACUGCGAACCGCGGAAACACCGACGUCCAGCGGAGCGACCCGCCUUUGUCUCCGUCUGAGUGUGAGCAGGUCCUGAGAAGAUGUUCUGUCGAACCGCGGUGUUAUUGCUGCCAGUCUGGUGCAGCAUCAUCAGCAUCCUCUGCACCGCAUCCCCAGCAUCCCUCCGGGUUUGGACCAGAACGCAGCCCGGAGCCAGCAGGCUGCAGGGCGGGGAUCCAUCAGCAGCUCGAUUCUCUAUCCUGCCCAACCCGACAACACCUGCCAAUCCAGGUGCUGGAGGCUGGUCACCCCUGGAUACAGACCGCUACCAGUGGUUACAGGUAGACCUGGGUUCUAGGAAGCAGGUGGUUGCCAUAGUGACACAGGGUCGCUACAGCAGUUUUGAUUGGACCAGCAAGUAUCGACUCCUUUACAGUGACACACAGAAGAACUGGAGGCCUUAUCUACAGGACGGAAACAUCUGGACAUUUGAGGGUAACACCAACAGUGAGGGUGUGGUUCGCCAUGAGCUGCAGCACGCCAUCCUCGCCCGCUACAUCCGCUUCAUCCCCCUGGACUGGAGCAGGGAGGGACGCAUCGGAGUCCGUCUGGAGUUCUAUGGCUGCUCGUACUGGGCGGAUGUGAUCAGUUUUGACGGCUAUGGCGUCAUCUCUUAUCGCUUCAGAAGUAAAAAGAUGAAGAUUAUGAAGGACGUCAUCUCUCUGAAGUUUAGAACCACAGCUGGAGAAGGGGUGCUGCUCCACGGAGAGGGGCAGCAGGGAGACUACAUUUCCCUGGAGCUCCGCAGGGCGCGACUGCAGCUCAGCAUCAACUUAGGCAGUAACCAGUACGGGUCCAUUCAGGGCCACACCUCGGUGACCAGCGGCAGCUUGCUGGAUGACGACCACUGGCACUCAGUCGUCAUAGAACGUUACCGAAGGAAUGUCAAUUUCACUCUGGACCACCACACUCAGCAGUUCAGGACUAAUGGAGAGUUUGACAACCUUGACCUGGACUAUGAGAUCAGCUUCGGAGGACUGCCUGUAUCUGCAAAACCCAGCUCAGGAGGCAAAGACAACUUUGUGGGCUGCAUGGAGGGAAUCACAUACAAUGGAGACAACAUCACCAACCUGGUCAGAAGAAAGAAGGUGGACACCAGCAGCUUUCGUAACCUGACAUUCUCCUGUGCUGAGUCCAACUCCUUCCCCGUCUUCUUCAACUCCACGUCGUUCCUGCGGUUGCUGGGACAGAGCGACAGUGACACUCUGUCCGUCAGUUUGUCGUUCAGGACGUGGAACCCCCACGGCCUGCUGAUGUUCACGGCCCUGGCCGAUGGCUGGGUGGAGGUGGGGCUGAUGGAGGGCAAGGUCACCGUCUACAUGAAUGUGACGCAGAAGAAGAACGCACGUAUUGACAUCUCCUCAGGCUCAGGUCUGAAUGACGGCCAGUGGCACAGCAUCCACCUCAACGCCCUGGAAAACUACGCUAUGCUGACGGUGGAUGGAGACGAGGCGUCCACAGUGAGGACAGCUAUCCCCAUCCAGAUCCAGACUGGAGGAACCUACUAUUUUGGAGGCUACUUCCUGCACACGAAUGCCCGGUCACUCCAGCGCUCCUUCCAGGGCUGCAUGCAGAUGAUCCACAUUGAUGACCACCUGGCGGACCUCAGGGCUGUGGAGCAGGGGCUCAUUGGAACGUUUGAAAAUGUCAGCCUGGAUAUGUGUGCCAUCAUAGACAGGUGUGUUCCUAACCACUGUGAGCACGGCGGUCACUGCUCUCAAACUUGGGACACGUUCAACUGCAACUGUAGCGGCACCGGCUACACUGGAGCCACCUGCCACACCUCUCUGCAUCAGCAGUCCUGUGCUGAGUAUCAGCACCAGGGGAAGAGUUCUGGAAGCUACUGGAUCGACCCUGAUGGCAGCGGCUCCAUCGCCCCCUUUAGAGUCAGCUGUGAAAUGGCAGGGGAAAGAGUUUGGACCAUCCUGAAGAACAACCUGUCUCCUCAGACCUCGGUCUCCGGGGCAGACCAGGAGGGGAAGGCAGUGCUGCAGAUCAUUUAUAAUGUGACUGAUGAACAGGUGUUGUCGGUGACCAGCAGUGCAGAGAGCUGUGAGCAGUAUGUGGCCUACGCCUGCCGAAUGUCUCGUCUUCUCAACAGUCCAGAUGGAACCCCAUUCACCUGGUGGGUAGGAAGAGCCAAUGAGAGGCAUUCCUACUGGGGAGGUUCAGGACCAGGGAUACAGAAGUGUUCCUGUGGCAUUGAACACAACUGUACUGAUCCCAAACACUACUGCAACUGUGACGCCGACCUGCGGACCUGGAGGGAGGAUGCAGGUCUGCUGGUCUAUAAGGAUCACUUGCCAGUGAGCCAGGUCGUGGUUGGUGACACGAGCAGAGCUGGGUCUGAGGCCAAGCUGACCGUCGGGCCGCUCAGAUGCCGUGGCGACCGGAGCUACUGGAACGCUGCCUCGUUCACCAGCCCUGCCUCCUUCCUCCACUUCCCCUCCUACAGAGGAGAGACCAGCACUGACAUCUCCUUCUACUUUAAGACAUCCUCCACUCAUGGAGUGUUUCUAGAAAACCUGGGAAGCACCGGCGGCCUUCACAUUGAGCUCAGAGGAGGUUCAGUGAUCUUCUUCUCUUUUGACGUGGGCAGUGAGCGGAUGGAGCUCAGCGUCCGCUCGCCAGCGCCGUUAAACGAUGACCAGUGGCAUCGUGUGGAGGCUGAGAAGAACAUCAAGGAGGCAGUGCUUCAGCUGAAUGGACAGUACCGAGAGGUCAGACCCACCCCCCCACAGGGCCACGCAAAGCUGGAGUUCUACAGCGAUCUAUAUGUUGGUGCUUCGAGUGGUCAGAGGGGCUUCCUUGGCUGCAUGCGUGCUCUGAAGAUUAAUGGUGUGAUCUUUGACCUGGAGGAGAGGGCGAAGACCACGUCGGGGGUGAAUCCAGGCUGCCAGGGCCACUGCAGCAGCUAUGGGAUGCACUGCAGGAACGGAGGGAAGUGUGUGGAGCAGUACAACGGAUACUCGUGUGACUGCUCACUCACUGCAUACGAUGGACCCUUCUGCACGGAUGAUGUCGGUGGCUACUUCGAGACAGGAACCCUGGUGCGCUACGACUUCCUGCCAGAGUUGGGACUGUUUGCUCUGCAGGAGACGAAGAGUCGAUCGGUCGUUGGUAUUCCAAGUGAGGCCAACCUGACGAAGGAGGAGCUGGUGUUCAGCUUCAGCACUUACAGUGCUCCCAGCAUCCUGGUCUACAUCAGCUCCAGGACCCAAGACUAUGUGGCCGUUGUGCUCAGACACAAUGGCACUCUUCAGAUCCGCUACAGUCUUGGGGGACUAGCAGAACCUUACACCAUAGACAUUGACCACCGUAACAUGGCCAACGGACAGCCUCACUCCGUCAACGUCACCAGGAACCUGAGGGAGAUUCAGCUACAGCUGGACCACUACCCGGUGUCCACGUACACCCUGCCUGAGGCCUCAGACACCCAGUUCAACCUGGUCAAAAGCAUUUUUCUCGGAAAGGUAUUUGUGCUGAUGUGUGUGUUUCCAGGUAUCAUCUCCAUGGUGAUCUUCACCGUCCUUUGCAUCAUGGUGUUUGUGAUCCGUCACAUGUUUCGUCAUAAAGGCUCCUACCACACCAACGAGGCCAAGGGAGCAGAGUCAGCCGACUGCGCCGACGCAGCGAUCAUCGUGAACGACCCGGCCUUCACCGAGACCAUCGACGAGAGCAAGAAGGAGUGGUUCAUCUGAGCAGCGUGUACAUGUGGCGUUAGGAUGUGUGUAGUUUUCUCAUCAUAGGAAGUAGUAACGAAGUAAUGAGACCACCUGUGGAAUGUCGAGAUGUGCCGAGCGCUAUGUUUUACAGACCUUAUGGACAACGGACACCAUGACAUUACAGCAUGGUAUUAAAGCACAGGGGCAGCGCUCACGGAGAGUUGGAGCAAUUUAUGUUAACUUUAUUUACAACGGACAGUGUGACACGACGACAGCCUUCAGAGGAUGUGCGAUACGGUUACAGGCCUUCAGUAACUGUGUUCAUUCGCUUUGAUUUGAGUUCUUUUUCCGAUAUCAUUCUGAAAUGGAUUACAAUUCAACUUAGUUUAUUUAUGCAUAUGUACGUAAUAUAUUUUUCAUACAGUUUUACUUGGUGUAGUUUUUAUUUUCAUACCUUGAUAUACCUUUAUGUUUCUGUGUGAUGUGCUGCUGCUAUCUCACCGUAGAACACGACGUCUGGUGGGAUGAAUGAUCCUCCGUUUGUGUAGCAAGGCUCAUGCAUUCCAGGAUAUGUUUUGUUAACUGGCAUAGCUCAUCAUUGCCUUAUUUUAUAUUUCAGUAAAGUUUAAUUUUACCAUUAAGACUGAACACAUUGGUGUGUGUGUGUGUGUGGGUGUGCGUGUGUGUGUGUGUGUGGCUUGCUUAUCUGUAAAGGAGAUGCCGUCAUGACUUUGUUUGCAUCGUUGGGACUAAGACAUAGGAACUCAGUGAAACGCCGCCUUGUCUCUGAGCUUAACUGUUGUGUUGUUUUGCUGACUCAUGACUUCUGGGAUGCGCUCGACGUUUUAAAGCUUGAACUAGAUCCUGUCAGUCACAAGAGCUUGUCUCAGGUUGUCUUUUGUGAUCAACACCAGAACACUGAUCUAAAAGUGAUGGGAAAUGAAAUGAGGUUUCUGGACCAGAUUGCUGUUUGAGAAACAUCAGAACACUUUGGAAGUCUUCUCAUGUGCCAUCUGAUUCAAAGUCAAACAGGACAACGUUUGUCCUGGUGCAUCCAGGAGAAAGGCGCGUGGGGGAUGAGGCUAGUGUGAUUUAGCUAAAGGACUUGAGGCAGGGGGGACUGCUAACGUAGCUCCAUCACAAAUGAACCAGCGGCUAACAGACAGUCUUAGUUCGCUGAGCGCCACAGUAAAGUCAGAACAGACCCAGUAUGUUCCACAUGAGCCUCAUCAUUAACUGCAAAUCCAACCAUUCUGUUGUUUUUCCCAGAAUGUCUAUGCAAAAUAAAAUGUUUGACACAGCACAGAGAUGUUGGAACCAGGGCAGUAGGUGGGUCCAGGGUCAGACCAGUCCUUGAUCAAAGUAGUUUUGGGAUCAAUUCAAGGCUGAUUCCAGAGGAGCUGGGCAUACGAGGCAGAACAGCCUUCCUCCUGGUGUCAGCUGUUGUCCAUCACUCUCUUCACUCAUGACUUCAGAAAAGUUAAAAGUGUAACAGAAACAGAAAACAAACAAAACUUGGUGCUUUAGUUUGACAAUGUUAAAAGCUACAAGUUUGGAGUUUUGGUUGUUCUGCAGUAAAAAACCUUCAUAGAAAAUAAUCAGUCCUAAACCUUCAACCAGUCUUUCCUGUCUGCAAGGGAAGCAGCCAACCAACUGGUCAGGGGAGAAAAAGAAAAGCAACCAGUGGUCAUCUGGACCAAGGACCAGGUGGCACCAGAGGCCACGUCUGAGACUAGUCCAAGUCAGAACGUCCAUAAGACGGUUAUGUUAGCAAAAUUACAGUAAAACUACAAGGCCAAGUUUUAUUUAACUUGGUGGAAGGUGGAGCCCGAGGUCAGGAAGAGCCCAUUAAAUUCUGAGGGAGACCCACAUUACUAUUUUAAAUUUCGAGAUUGACUUAGCAAAGGACUCGGCUUUCCUGAUCCACUUGUCGUUUAACUUGUGAUGGAACGAGGUUCCAGUGUCCCUCUGCUCCUGGUCUUUAGACUUAACACAUUACCGUCUCUCUAGACAACGAAACGUGAUGAAAGCCAUAUUUAUCCUCUCAACCGUGCAGAAUGCAGCAGAACAGGUGACUCACCCAGACAGUUGUAGCUUUCUGCUAGAGGGUGACGAGUUCCUGUAUUGGCAGGAUGUAGUGUCCCUACUCACUGGAGAAAAACCCUUAUUUCAUAUGGUAUUUUAGAUAGGCUUCUAAGUGUUGCUGAUACUGUUUUCUCCUUAGUUUCCUUUCCUCUCUCUGGCAGAGUGCCAUGUUAGAACAGGUGUGGUCACGGCGAUGCAGCUACUUCCUGAUGGGGCACCGACACCAACGCUUGUCUGAUUCACUCACUGAUGUUCAGACGGACUGAAAAACCUCCGAGUUCAGGACUCCUCUCGUAUCUUUCCUUUAAAAGUCUUAUUUAUGAAGGAAGGUGGUGUUUCUAAAGAAGGACCGCUUGUUAGCGACGUGCUACGCUGGCUUACAACCUGACAUUUGAUUGUAUUGCAUCUGUAUUGUUUGGCUGCACUGUGGUGUAAUGGCAUGCUGUUUGACACUGAAUGGCCACACGUCUGUGUCUGAUCAGCCACAGUAGCAUCACAUCACUUUUCUUUAAGUUAGUGUAGACGAUAUGUAAAACUUUGCCAAACUGUUGUUUUAAUAGCUGGUUGCACAUUCUCUGUGCUUUUUCUUUUUCUCAUUGUCUUGAAAAAAUGGAUGCUUCCUCUUGGAAAGACCAGUAAAAUAUGAGUACAAAUCUGA